Amborella trichopoda is the source of this 1725-nucleotide messenger RNA. RefSeq names its product non-specific phospholipase C4. Gene Ontology annotation, molecular function: hydrolase activity, acting on ester bonds. Gene Ontology annotation, biological process: phospholipid catabolic process. The record is from RefSeq and is a predicted model, not a curated record. Lineage: Eukaryota; Viridiplantae; Streptophyta; Magnoliopsida; Amborellales; Amborellaceae.
UUUCCUAUAUAUAAUACAUUUCUGCAGAUCCAAACAUGUCACGCUACUUGAAAAGCAGAGUUGAUACGGGAUUGGAGCAGGAACCGGCAAUAUGCCAUCGGCAUCCGCUACUUCGCCCAUCAAAACCGUGGUGGUUUUGGUCCAGGAGAACCGCUCCUUCGACCAUAUGCUGGGAUGGAUGAAGUCUAUCAAUCCGGAGAUCGAUGGGGUCACCGGCAAAGAAUGGAACCCACUAUCGACUUCCGACCCCAAUUCCGGCCGUGUGUAUUUCGGCAACAAUUCGGAGUACGUGAACCCUGAUCCCGGACACUCGUUCCAGGCCGUCAGAGAGCAAAUAUUUGGGGUAAAUGCAGAAAUUCCUAGUGACUUUUCCGGUGAUCCACCCAUGAAUGGGUUUGCACAACAAGCUGAGUCCGAACAGAAGAACAUGUCACAGACUGUGAUGAAUGGCUUCAAGCCAGAGGCAGUGCCAAUUUACAAGUCACUAGUGUCGGAAUUUGCGGUUUUUGAUCGGUGGUUUGCUUCGGUUCCGGCAUCGACCCAGCCGAACAGGCUUUAUGUGCACUCUGCUACAUCACAUGGGGCCAUGAGUAACGACUCGAAGAAGCUCUUACAGGGUUUCCCUCAAAAGACCAUUUUCGAGUCCUUGGAUGAGGCCGGUUACACAUUCAGGAUAUAUUAUCAGUAUCCCCCUUCCACUUUCUUCUAUAAGAAUUUGAGAAAGCUCAAGUACGUCGGCAAUUUCCGGCCAUUCGAUUUGGAGUUCAAGAGAGAUUGUGAGCAGGGGAAACUCGCGAACUAUGUGGUUAUAGAGCAGCGUUGGUUUGAUCUGAAGAUCUUACAUGGCAACGAUGAUCAUCCUUCUCAUGAUGUGUCCGAGGGCCAAAGGUUUGUGAAGGAGGUGUACGAGGCACUGAGGAAGAGCCCUCAAUGGAACGAGAUGGUAUUCAUUAUCACAUACGAUGAGCAUGGGGGCUUCUAUGAUCACGUACCCACCCCCAUAAGAGGGGUUCCGAACCCUGAUGGUUUAAUUGGGGGGGAACCCUACAAUUUCAAAUUCGACAGGCUUGGUGUUCGUGUACCCGCCAUUGUCAUCUCCCCAUGGAUUGAAAAGGGCACAGUUGUGCAUAGGCCUUCAGGGCCAUACCCUACUUCAGAAUAUGAACAUUCUUCCAUCCCUGCAACUGUGAAGAAGAUAUUCAAUCUCAAGGAUUUCCUCACUAAGAGAGAUGCUUGGGCCGGAACCUUCGAACAUAUUCUCCACACCCGAACCACUCCAAGAACUGAUUGCCCUGUUACCCUUCAUGAGCCACAAAAAACACAGAAGUCUAAACCAAAUGAACAUGCAAAACUGAGUGAGUUUCAAGGGGAUCUGGUUCAAUUGGCAGCCCAACUAAAUGGAGACCAUCAUAAAGACGCAUACCCUGAUGAAAUGGUGGAGAAUAUGACAGUGAAGGAGGCUGCGAAAUACGUGCAAGAUGCAUUAGCAACGUUCUUGGGAGCUUGCGAAGAAGCCCGGAAAAAUGGAAUGGAUGAAUCAGAGAUCGUUCUCUUAUCCUUACUCAAAGAACCAACUUCCAAGUCCUUCUUUCACAAGUGGUUUUCUUGUCUUGCUUGCAACACCUCUCAGCAGAGUUGAUUCAAAAUAAUUGAAUUCUAUUAUUGUUAACUAAAGAGCCUGGACUUAAUUGGUUAGUGCUUGACGAUUGGCAAUGCUAUGUUCUA